CCUAUUCUUAACGCCCUCCCCCUUCCCCUCCAUUCGCCCUCUCCAUCUUCCUCCCCUCCCAUCCCCUCUCCUCCUGCAGCCUCCCGCCCGGAGGUCCAGAUAGGGCACACCAGACAUGGCAGAAGUCCUGUCAGGACCUCCCGAGCACCAUCUAAGCUCUGCCUUAGAUACACAUUAUGAAGAGAAGAGGAAAUCCAAUGUGGAAUACUCAGAAGAUGAAAAGAAAGCAAUGAUUGUGUCACUGAAGAAAAAGGCGAUGAACGCCUCACAAAAACUGAGGCAUUCCAUGAAGAAGGGGAGGAGGAGCAGCAAGGUGAUGUCCAUUUCAAUUGAGGACGAGCGCGACCCUGAGGAGGUGCAGGCUGUUGAUGCCUUCCGUCAGCUUCUUGUGCUCGAAGAGCUUCUACCGUCGCAGCACGAUGACUACCAUAUGAUGCUUAGGUUUUUAAAGGCAAGAAAGUUUGAUGUUGAGAAGGCAAAGCAAAUGUGGUCUGAUAUGCUGCAGUGGAGAAAGGAGUUCGGCACAGAUACCCUUCUUGAGGGUUUUGAAUUCGAAGAAGCUGAUAAGGUCGCAGAAUGCUACCCUCAAGGCUACCAUGGAGUGGACAAGGAAGGAAGGCCCGUCUACAUUGAACGGCUCGGACAGAUCGAUGUCACUAAGCUGAUGCAGGUUACCACAAUGGAACGUUUCGUCAAGAACCAUGUCAAGGAGUUUGAGAAGAACUUUGCUGAUAAGUUUCCAGCUUGCUCAGUAGCUGCCAAGCGCCACAUUGAUCAGAGCACUACCAUCCUUGAUGUGCAAGGAGUCGGGAUGAAACAAUUUAGCAAAGCUGCAAGGGAUCUCAUCGGUCAGCUUCAGAAGAUUGAUGGUGAUAACUACCCAGAGACGCUGUGCCGGAUGUUCAUCAUUAAUGCAGGCCAAGGGUUCCGACUUCUCUGGAGCACAAUUAAGAGCUUCCUUGACCCAAAGACCACCGCAAAGAUUCAUGUAUUGGGUAACAAGUACCAGAGUAAGCUUCUCGAGGUGAUCGAUGCCAGUGAGCUGCCAGAGUUUUUUGGUGGAACCUGCCAGUGCCAAGGUGGCUGCAUGAAGGCUGACAAAGGACCAUGGAAGAAUCCUGAAGUCAUGAAGAUGGUUCAUAGUGGUGCCGGGAGGUGUGGAAAGCUCAAUCUGGAAUCUCUUGAUGCCGGGGAGAAAAUGAUUUGUGCAGAUAGCACCGUUUACACGAAGAAGCAAGAUCCUUUGAACGGACAAGAUGAAUGGAGGAACCCCGCACGUGCCCAAAUUGAGCAUCCUCAACUGUCGCCUGUUCAUGAGGAGCUUCUUCCUGCAUUGUUUCCUAACCCAGGAUCACCAUAUUCCUGUGAUGUUCCAAUGGUUGAGAAGGCCAUAGAUGCCAUAUGCAAGAGCCAUGGGUUAACAGAUGAUAAUAUUGCCCUCACUAAAGCUGUGGCAAACGUCUCUAAUGCAUCCAAUCCACCAAUGAUGGGCGGCAUCAUGGCCCUUGUGAUGAGCAUUGCGACGAUGCUCCGUCUGAGCCGUAACAUGCCCAGGAAGGUAAUUGGUGCUGCCAUAGGAGCCCAAGGCACACCGAAAACUCAGGCGCAGCAGCAAUCCAAGUUGUCAGCCGAGGCCGAUUACACUGUCUCCGCAAAGCGCUUUGCUGAUCUUGAGGAGAAGAUCAUUGCGCUCCUUGCAAAGCAAGCAGAAAUGCCGGCGGAUAAGGAGGAGCUGCUGAAGGCGGCAACCAGCCGUGUCGCUGCAUUGGAAGAGGAACUUGCACGGACCAACAAGGCUUUGCAGGAAACUCUUGAGCGGCAACGGGAGAUCAUGGAAUACAUUGAAAAGAAAAAGAAGAAGAAAGCCAAGCGCUUGUUUCACUGGUAGAUGCGAAGAAUGGAAUGUGAUGUGUCCGCAAGAGGCUUUGGCUUGAUGAGAGUGAGCUGGUUUUUUUGUCAGCAAAAAGUGAUUCUAAGUGUAACAUAUAAUGUUCUUUUGUUAUUUUUCCUGUGUUGCUAUAUUUCAUUGGUCGGAGCUUCUCAACCAUGACAUACAUUAUGCCUUGGCAUACAUUGUGACUAUGUGGAUGUGGUGCCAAUCCUUUUCUUGUUGCUGUCAAUGGUGGAUGGAAAUACAUUAUGCAUUGACUUUA
Messenger RNA from Triticum urartu, 2153 nucleotides. RefSeq names its product phosphatidylinositol/phosphatidylcholine transfer protein SFH3. The record is from RefSeq and is a predicted model, not a curated record. Lineage: Eukaryota; Viridiplantae; Streptophyta; Magnoliopsida; Poales; Poaceae.